AUGCAAAAGCCUGAUUUGUGCUUCUUCGAGCAUGUUAUUGAUGAAACCGGAUGCCGUCCCAAUCAAGUGGUCAUGGUCGAUGACCAGGCUGAGAAUAUCUGUGCCGCGCGAUCCUUUGGAAUUCAUGGUCUUGUGGUCGACAAGAAUUCAGUUGGCAUCAUUUGCCAAACAUUGCAGAAUUUGUUCCAAGGCCCGCUUGCAAGGGCCGAGGUGUACAUAAAAGCCAACGCUGGAAACCACCGUAGCGUUGUCGAAGGCCAGGACAUCACUCUGAAGGAUAAUUUCGCUCAGUUAUUCAUCUGGGGAAUCACCGGGGAUGCGAACCUUGUUGACCUCAAGUGGCCGUCUACUGCUCAGGUCAAUGGCCACUGGAAGAACACAAAGCUCUCUACACAAGCCAAUGUUAAUAGCGGUUUAUGGAACUAUUUCUGUGAGGACCCCAUUUUUACGACCAAGGAGUUCCCCGCCGACGCAGACACCACAUCCAUGGCUUAUUUGUCUCUUCCGGAGAGCUAUCUCUCGAAACUAACCAACGUAAAUUUGGUUCUGGACAAAAAUGGCAUCAAACCAAAGUCCGGAUGGAAUUAUGCAGACUUUUGCGACGAUAGACCCCGAACAACCCCCGAAGUCUGCAUCAACAUGCUUAGGGUCUUCUACCGCUUCGGCCGCGGCAACGAUCCCCGUAUCAAGACGAAAGACUGGGCGGUUCAGUGUCUCAAGAACCAAGCCUGUCUCUAUGGAAAUCGGGUCUAUACUACGCCCGAGACCUUUCUCUAG
Messenger RNA from Aspergillus glaucus CBS 516.65, 777 nucleotides. RefSeq lists its product as uncharacterized. The record is from RefSeq and is a predicted model, not a curated record. Lineage: Eukaryota; Fungi; Ascomycota; Eurotiomycetes; Eurotiales; Aspergillaceae. Bases 1 to 777 code for a protein of 258 amino acids. The transcript has a single exon.